Angiostrongylus costaricensis is the source of this 837-nucleotide messenger RNA. Lineage: Eukaryota; Metazoa; Nematoda; Chromadorea; Rhabditida; Metastrongylidae. The record is from the annotation of a GenBank genome assembly.
AUGUCGGGGAGCGAUAAUGCUCCCCUCGAGGUCGAUGAGUCCGACACAAUGCAGCUAGUCAGACAGGCAGUCCUGUUUGAAAACUUGGAACUGAUCAGUGAUUUGAUUCGAGAGAAUCCAUGGAGUUUAGUGAAGGUUGACCAACAUGGUCGUACUCUCCUUAUGCUCGCUGCUCACAAUGGCAGAGUAGAUAGCUUAAAAACACUGCUUGCACUCAACCAUAAUAGCCUGAAUUCGACUAAUGGUGCGGGAAAGACGGCACUCCAUCUAGCUGCAGAGGCUGGCGAAGUUCUGGCGGUCCAACAACUUCUCGUUGCCGGUGCUGAUGCUGAAUGUCGGGAUUCAUUUGGACACUGUGCUCUGGAAUCAGCUCAUAUUGCAGGACAUGACGAUGUAGCGGCUGCCAUCAUAGAGAGCAUUCGUGAGUUUCUAAGAAGUGAUAAAUUGAAUGAAGCUCACACUCAACUCAUAUGUGCGUGCUCGGAAGGAGAUGUCGAUAGUGUAGAUCGGAUACUUGCCAGCUUUUCUAUCAAAGAUCGAUACGUUCUUCUCAAUGGUCGUACUCCAGAUUGCGAUACUGCGAUGUUCAUCUCCUGCACUAAUGGGCAAGUCGAGAUAGUUAAACAUCUUCUUCACCCCGAUAACGAGCAUGUGUUGGUGAAUCCAAUCACAAAGGACACAGUGUUGCAUGCCGCUGUAUCUUCGCAAAAUGUAGAAUUAUUGCGGAUUAUGCUGGAGGUUCCCUUGUCUUCCAUUCAGUUCCAUUCAGACUUUAUUUUCUUCCAAUUUCCGGCAUCCACUUGGAACAGCCUAAUUUUCAGGCUUUCCCUUCCUUGA